Molecule: messenger RNA, 3116 nt
Organism: Stylophora pistillata
Lineage: Eukaryota; Metazoa; Cnidaria; Anthozoa; Scleractinia; Pocilloporidae
Product: allatostatin-A receptor
Biological process (GO): G protein-coupled receptor signaling pathway
Cellular component (GO): membrane
Molecular function (GO): G protein-coupled receptor activity
Source: RefSeq, a predicted model, not a curated record
GUAAGCGUCAGGCCUGAUGGGGGGGGUCGGGGGUCCGGACCCUCCCCCCCUGGAUCCGCCACUGAAUUCUGCCUGAGUACAACCCUCCUUCCUUAACGAUCACAGCACCGAGAACAUUUUUUAGCUUUAAUUAGCUUAUUGCGUACAUGUGUAGUAAAUCGGCAGUCUUACUGUAGGCCGUAUAACACCGAGAAUGGGGAGUGCUCCGGUAUGCGUAAUACCUGUGACACGAGAGGAAAAACUUGCGUACAACCUUUCUUAAAAACAAUUUCUUUGCAUUUCUUCGGACUGCAAGACAUACCGUUAUUGCCGGACCACACCAUAAACUGUUAAACUAGUGCCUCAGAUCUAUCAGACGUAUUGUACACGGUGGGAUGUUACAUAAGAAUCAUUUGCAUGUUUUACUAACAUCAGCCCAUCUAAGAGGUUAUAGGUUAGAAGUUUGUUUAACCACUACUUUCACUGUACAUUCAGUGGUGUUGCGUGGGUCUCUUUCCCCUUAAUACCAGUUACUGUCUUUCAUAAAUUCGUUUUCUCUUUCAAAACCGAUCUGCACGCUGCUAUAUUUUCUUUCGCUCAGAAAAUCAGAUUUAAAGUAUCUUUUUGUUGACGUCUCGGUUUUUGUUAACUAAUCAGUUGAGUGUCGUAAAUUGGUUAUUAUCGCAAUUGUUUACCAUCGUUUUCCCGCGUUUUUGGUACUUUGCUCGUUUCACUUUGGCGAACAGUGUUUUGAAACGCUACUAGUCUGGAGGAAAAAUUUCCAGUGAGAACAAAAACUCAGUGACACAGCUGUCAAUUUAAGAUGAAUCAACAUUAAUGUUUGUCGGCUUAUGUUCAAGACACGUCCUUUUAAACAUUUCUAAAACAUCUAACUUUAAAUUACCCAACUUUAUUUAGAAGUUUCAUCAGGAGGUUAAUGUCCGAAUAUCUUUAAUAGCUAACCUUCUGCUAUUUGAUGGAACAUGAUAUUGAAAAGUAUCAAACUGCUUCACAUAUUACGGACUUGAAAUGUAGGGAGGUUUUUCAUAGGCGGGUGGAAAUGUGUGAAAUACGUCAGCUGCUCUGUAUUUCGCGAUGAAAAUUCACCUGAUUUCCACAUAAGGCUCUGUAAUUUUCUGAUGAUCCCAAUCUCAUCGGCAGUUACUAAGCAGCCAAUUUUCUGUGGUCCCCCCUUACACUCUGUUAGCGACUUAUGUCCCCCCUGACUGGUCCCUUGUAAAGAAAGAUAUCUUUUACUAUCUUGUCUCGAGCACGGGACAAAGAAGAAAUUCUGAGGAAUCGAACCUCAGACGUGGAUUCCACGCUGUGAUGCCCUACCAAUGAAUCACAUAGACUCUGCGCCGACGAGGAACACCACCGCUAGUGCCAAAUCUGACGUGUGUCUUGGUACAGUUAGAAUUGUCAAUGUCGGAAGCCUCGUGCUAUCCCAUCAUCAAAGAUGGUGAAUUUUAAGAUCGGUAGCGAAAUAAAGAUGGAUGUUCAUUCGUUAUUUCUCGUGCAUUAUUGUUUCGAAAGAGCGAGGUUACCUUUGAGGUUGGGUCCGAAUCAAAUCAUGUCAACAAAUUAACUACUACUGAUCAAAAGUUUUAGAAAAGACUGUCAGAUUGAUUUUAGUAAGAAAAGUAAACAUAUCUAAAACACUGGCUGAAUGAAAAACCGAACCCCCAAAAAAAGUCGGUCGCGUGCAUGUCUCAAUAUUCCCCCCGCUGUGAUGUCAGCAACAAUACUUAAGCAGUUCAUCACCUUGUGAUAAUCAGUCUGAGCCUUUUUUUUUCUUUUUCUUUUUUGUGGUUUGCUUCGAUCUCGGCCUAAUAGAACGAACGAAACGGUGAGCAUUGAGGAGAAAAAUGUACACUGGCUUCGCAAUCUUUUUCUCUGUAUUAAUAUUUAUUAACCUGGUGGGAAACACCCUCGUAAUUCUCGCAGUUAGCCUAAACAAGGCCAUGAGAUCUCCAAUCAACUACCUGUUGAUCAACCUGGCAACCGCUGACAUGAUUGUGGCAUUGUUUAUUGGAAUACCAUUCGUCGUCACACCUACCCUCACCCACCCCGAGGGGAAAUCAGGCGACAUCCUCUGCAAGCUGUUCACUGGGGGUAACGUGGGAUGGGUAGGUGCGCUGGCUUCAGUUUUCACUCUGGUGGCUGUCGCGAUUGAGCGUUAUGGCGCUGUGUUGUAUCCACAUAGCCAGAAAGGAAAACUAACAAAAACCAGAUUAACAAUCCUCAUUGCCACUUGCUGGACGCUUUCUGCUUUGUGGGCUAUCCCAGGGUUCAAUGCCGUGACGUACAUCUCGGAUAUAAAAAGCUGCGGGCAUAGCUGGUCUAAGCCAAUCUAUGCACACUUCUACACGGUUGGGUGGUCUGUGGUCGCCGGUGUCAUUCCUAUAGGAAUAUUGGGAGCACUGUACUCGAGAAUGGUGUACCACCUAUGGCUCAGAAAGGAUAACAUUAGAGAAGCGACCCAGAAAGCUUUGAAACGCCACCGGAAACGCGUCACAAAGAUGGUCGUUGUCGUGACGGUUAUUUACGUUUUGUGCUGGGUUCCUGAACUGUUAAUAUACUUUCUGGGUUUUACCGGCACCAUUACUCUUGUAGGGGUCCAUCACACGAUUGCUUCAGCCUUAAUUGUCUUCAACUCCAGCGUGAACCCGAUUGUGUACAGCUUACAAAGCAGUCAGUUCAGGAAGCACUUGACCGAUUUGAUUUGCUGCAAGCGGAACAGGGUGGCACCCAUGAGUUCUAAUGCUACAGCAAGCACAGGAAAACGACAAGAUUUGGAAAUGGAAGGGGAAAUAAACAUGACAAGACAUCCAAGUCAAGACGUGGAGUCAGUGAAGGUGACGUAGAGCAUUUUGGUACGAGACACUAUUACCAUGAGAAACAGGGAAACCAGGAUGACCGCGAUGACCACGGUUCAAAUUGGGAAGCUUGUUCUCAGUCUAAGAAGGAAAGAGGCUGAAAAUGGAAAAUGAAUGAGUUACCCACAGAAUAUUGCCCAGGACAAAAGAGCGGACUUUAUAUUUGUUUCAAUAUUACACACUCGAACUUUUAUCAUUAGCAUUCAUUGCUUCAUUGUGAAGAUAAACAAUUCUCUGUUUUCCUGGUUUUUAUUCUUU